Molecule: messenger RNA, 1263 nt
Organism: Punctularia strigosozonata HHB-11173 SS5
Lineage: Eukaryota; Fungi; Basidiomycota; Agaricomycetes; Corticiales; Punctulariaceae
Product: rab-protein geranylgeranyltransferase
Exons: 10
Coding region: 1-1104 (367 amino acids)
Biological process (GO): protein geranylgeranylation
Cellular component (GO): cytoplasm; Rab-protein geranylgeranyltransferase complex
Molecular function (GO): Rab geranylgeranyltransferase activity
Source: RefSeq, a predicted model, not a curated record
AUGGGCAAGCAAGGGAGGAUGGCGCAAGAGCGAAGGCGCGUUUCUGCCUCUCCUUCUUGCCCCCCACUGCACCUUCCGAUAUUCGAUCAUACCAUGUCGCACGGCGUCAAACGCGCCCGCCAAAGCCCUGAGGCCGUCGCAGCCCGCAAACAGAAAGAGCAGGCGAAACUUAACGAAUAUAUUUCUUUGACUGAUACUAUAUUUUCCAAGAAGAAGAGCGAAGACUGGAGCCAGGAUGCUUUCCAGCUUACCACCCGCUUGCUCCAGCUCAACCCGGAGUUUUACACCAUAUGGAAUUACAGGCGCAAUAUCAUGACCAAGGGACUAUUCCCAGCGAGUACGCCUGAGCAGAUCAACGACUUACUGUCAACGGAUCUUCAAAUGACCACCGCAGCACUCAAGCAGCACCCGAAGGUGUACUGGAUAUGGAACCACCGGCGAUGGUGUCUCGAAAACGUCCCCCUCGGGCCACCAGGUGAUGACCAUGGUUGGAGGAAGGCACAUUGGGACAGGGAGCUGUUCGUUGUUGAGAAAAUGCUCGACGUCGAUGCUAGGAACUUCCAUGCAUGGGGCUAUCGUCGAUACGUUCUCGCCAGCAUGCCAGUUCCUCGGCACCCGCACACGGAGCUCGACUACACGACGCGCAAGAUCGAGGCCAGCUUCUCCAACUUCAGCGCAUGGCACCAGCGGACCAAGGUCCUCCAGACGCUGUGGGACAACGGCGAGCUUGAUCCCGUCCAGAGCCGGGAAGAAGAGUUCGAGCUAGUCCACAACGCGCUUUACACAGACCCUGCCGAUCAGAGUGCCUGGCUAUACCACAGGUGGCUCAUAGGAGAAGGCAAGGAUAGGGCCGUGGUGGAACGCGAGAUGAGCGUGAUCCAGGAACUGUUGGACGAACAGCCGGAUAGCAAAUGGUGCAUGGAGACCCUCGUCCACUACAAGCGGAUCUCGAUUAGGACGCAUUCAAACGAGUUGACCGCCAUGGAGCGAAAUAAGCUCGCCGAUGAAUGCGGCGAGUUACUCAAGCGUCUGAUAGAGUUAGAUCCCGCGCGGCGGCGGAGGUAUGAGGAGAUCUCGACGGACGUGGAUAGCACGAAGCUAUAGCUGCCGUUGGGGGGGGGGGGUCUGCGAGGGUGGAGAAGGAACAAGGCUGGAAGUUGGGAGACGGACCUCAAGGGAGGGGGAGCGAUAUGCAGAUGCAAUGAUGAACGGGCGCCGAAUGUGUGGGUGAGUUAUCUCGUCCUUCAAUGCGUCUCUCGGCAU